AAGAAAUAUUAUGUUAUAUACAUAAAUAAUACGUUAUUUGUCCCGAAAUUAUUAUCUAGUUUGAAUUUUUAAUUUUAGUACAAAUUAAACUGAAAAUGAAAAUCUAAACUAGACAAUAAUUUGAAAACGGCAACAGACUAAUCCCCUCUCUCAAAGUAUCUAAAUGAGGCAUAAUAAGUUCAUUAACAUCCAAGUUUCAUAUAUUAAGAAACCCAAUCUAUAGGCAUCGGUAAAUUGGUGAUACCGUAGAGCCCAAAGUUAAUCUAAAUGAGGUACCAAACCAAAAACAUUGUGCAUAUUUGGGAAGGCCCAAAUGGUAAUUGUCAAUUACUCUGGCCUCCUUAUCUCUUACUCGGAGACCAACUAACCGGAAAUCCGGUCUCCGGCUCCCUCAACCUGAAUCUCUCUGUUUGCUUCCAAUGGCGGGAAUCAUCUUCAACUUCAAGCCGUUGUCUUCAUGCCCGUCUCCCGGCCCGUCCACCUCCUCCUCCGCCUCUGCCUCCAAACCCAUCUUUCUCACCUUCCGUCGUCCUUUUCCCGCCGGGCCGAGAUCACAUUCGUUUGGCUUCAAUAUUCAGGUUACUCAUCAUCGCAAAUAUCUUCCUUGUUCCCUCCUUUGUCAUGCUCAAGCAACGACUACCACUUCUCCACUAGUGGUUGAGGAAUUAAUUCAAACGCUUGGUGGGCAACCUGGAACUUCAACCAAAUUCCAAUCUUUCGUUGUAGAAUUGGAAUCCCGGGGUGGAUUUCAAUCCGCCGAUGCCUUCAAUCGCCUGCUUAAUGCAUUGGUUUCCGAGGAUGAGUUCCAGCUAGCUUUGAACUUGAGCUGCAACUUAAUCAGUUUUUACUCUUGUUAUAAAAACGACCCCUUUUCAGCUAAGAGUGUGCUUGAUUCUACAGUCAUGGAAUUGGGGCUCCAGCCCGACGUUGCCACGUGCACUGCGUUAAUCAACUCCUUCUGCAAGAAUGGCAGGAUGCAAAAGGCCUUUGAGGUGUUUGAGAUAAUGAAUAGGAUAAAGUGUGAGCCCACUAUCAACACUUACAAUUGCCUGCUCAAGGGUUUGUGCUAUGUUGGGAGAAUAGAGGAGGCUUAUGAUUUGUUUACCAACAUAAAGAGGGAGAAUGUGAAGAUCAAACCAGACAUUUACACCUACACUGCACUGAUGAAUGGUUUCUGCAAAGUUGGAAGAUCGAAUGAGGCUUUAGAAUUGCUGGAUGAAGCCCUGGAAAGCGGUUUGAAACCCAAUGCAGUCACUUUCAACACUUUGUUCAACGGUUUCUUUAAAGAAGGCAGGCCCCUGGAUGGUGUUGAACUGUUGAAGAGAAUGCAGGAAGAUUCUCCUCCUGAUUAUGUUAGCUAUAAUACAUUGUUGCACGGGCUGUUGAAGUGGGGUGAAGUGUUGGCAGCCCUGGAUUUGUAUAAAGAGAUGAUCUUGAUUGGUUUCCAGGUUGAUGAAAGACUGAUGAAUGCCCUGUUGAGAGGGCUCUGCAGGCGAGCCCGGAAAGACGAUCGUUUCUUGAAGGAAAUUCACAGCCUGAUAGGCCAAAUGAGGGCGGCCACAACUUCGCAUCCAUUUCCAUCCUAUGACAUGGUCAUUGAGGUCUUUUGCAUUGGUGGAGAAAUACAAAUGGCUUUGGAAUGUUUAGUUGAGAUGAUUAAAGGAGGGAUGCCUCCCAAGUCCAUCACUUUCCGGCGCGUCGUUAGGGCUCUUUGUGGCCAGGGGAAAGUUGAGGAGGCAGUGUUUGCGUUACAAUUGAUGACGCAGAACCCGGGUGACGAUGAUAGUAAUAGAAUGCCAGUCAACUCUUCAUUUGGCAUCUUGAUUGAUGAGAUGAUAAACCUCUCUUCCUCUUGGGAUGUUUAUGGAGCAGCUGCAAUAAAAAUGGGGGUUGUUUUUGUCCCUAGAUCUUCAUAACAAGAGGCCUGAUGGACAGCUCUGGGAAUGGCUGCAGAUCCAAGGGUAGAAUAGAGCUAACUAACAUAGAAGAAUUUGUAAAAUGUGAUUACUAGGAGAAGAUCCUAGCUCUUGAUCUUCUACAGGUUAACAUGGAAAGUGUCUUGUUCAAAUUUGUAGAAACCAUGAACACUGAUCCUUCUAGCGUGGACAGUAUGAAUUCAUCUUGCAUAAUUGACAAGGAAGAGAUAACAUAAAGUUGCGCUGAAUGUAACUGGAGUAAUAACCUAUUGACUACUUUGGCCAUAAUGUUCAAAGGGUUGCAUUUCUGCAAUACGUUUAUUGACUGUCUUUUCCCCUUGAUAUCUUGAAUCCUCAAAGGAAGGCCUUCUGGUUGAGAGAUAGGAGGAAAAUAUGCCUGAGCAAGACCACAGAUAAAACAGGAUAAGAGAAACAAUAAUUGUUUGUAUAUUAUACUCACUAGAGAAAAGAAUUCAACAUUAAAUUGUUUAUGUAAUGAAAAAACUUCGUAGGAAAGCUAUAAUUGUUGCACAACAAGUUCAUCAUCUUCAAAUAAUUGUAUCUCAUGACAUUUCU
Molecule: messenger RNA, 2492 nt
Organism: Oldenlandia corymbosa var. corymbosa
Lineage: Eukaryota; Viridiplantae; Streptophyta; Magnoliopsida; Gentianales; Rubiaceae
Source: the annotation of a GenBank genome assembly